Messenger RNA from Caenorhabditis sp. 36 PRJEB53466, 1014 nucleotides. The record is from the annotation of a GenBank genome assembly. NCBI's taxonomy places the organism in Eukaryota, Metazoa, Nematoda, Chromadorea, Rhabditida, Rhabditidae.
AUGGUGAGCGUGGUAUCCAAAAUGUUCAAGGUGGGAGUUCCAUCGGCUGCUGUUGCCGUUGGAGUUCUGCUGCUCGGCGAUGACGAGAGAAGAGACUCGCUGUUCCGUCGAGCAUCCGCCUUCACUACUAACAAUCACGCCAAAUCAUUUGAUGAGCAUUUCCCGCGAGGAGAAUGGAACAAAAACUGGGACUUGUGAGUGGCAGCCGAUUGACCCAUUCUAACCCAUUUAAAAUUGCAGCCGGGAUCCGAUGAGCUUGAUUGACGUGCGGAAAUGGGAAAGUGCGGAUGAGGAAGGCCGUAAGAAGCUGAUCGAGGCGAAUAAGGCGACUGCUGUGAGGAACAUUUUUUUGAUCCGACACGGGCAGUACCAUAUGAAUCGAGAUGUAAAGAGUCUGACCCCGCUUGGUAAUUAGACAACAUCAAAUCAAAUAAUCAAAGAUAAACACAGGACGUGAGCAAGCGGAACUUCUCGGAAAGAGGCUGGCCACUGCGGACAUCAAAUUUACCAAUCUGACAAUGUCGACGAUGGUGCGUGCCACGGAGACUGCUAACAUCAUUCUGGGUCACCUGCCGGCAGAUUUGCCACGUUCUUCUUCGUCGCUAAUCGAAGAAGGACCACCGUAUCCACCAAUUCCUGACCACAAAGGAUGGAGGCCACAGCAUCCGGUAUGUUGUCCUUUCACAUUUUCGAAAAGAUCUCACUGCGGGGCUAUAAAUUCAUCUUGAGGAGUUCUACACGGAAGCCGCUCGCAUCGAGUCCGCAUUCCGCAAAAUCUUCCAUCGUGCUCUUCCGUCGCAAAAAGAGGAUUCGUAUGAAUUGAUCGUCUGCCAUGCCAACGUCAUCCGCUACUUCAUCUGCAGAGCGUUGCAGUUCCCACCAGAAGGCUGGCUCCGCAUGUCGCUCGGAAACUGCUCACUUACUUGGAUUGUGAUUCGCCCGGGAGGAAGCGUGUCCGUUCGUUCGAUCGGAGACAUUGGGCACCUCUCGCCAAACAAAAUCUCCUUCACUUGA